CACCACCGCGCAAUUCUGGAAGUGAGGGAGAGGCGCCAUUUUGUUUGUGUGAGGACGGUGUUGGUGUGCGUUUCCUUCACCCUUCGGUUCAUCGUUGAGUAUAAGUGGCAGAGGUGUGGAAAGCAAGCAUUCCAUUUUCUCCUCGUACGACUUGGUCGGGACAGGAAAGUAGAUGAAGCACUCAAAACGAACCCAUGGCUCAGAUCGAGAAGAUAGGAGCUGGGAUGAAGAGAAGAGUACAUAUAGCCAAAAGCGUAGAAGAUCUCAUAGCAGUGAAAAAGAUCGCAAACAUAAAUCACAUAAAACUGCAGACAGUAGCUACUUGGAUGAUAGAUCCAUACAUGAGCGAGACCAUCAUGAUCGGAGAUAUGUUGAGGAAUAUAAGAAUGACUUCAAGGAUAUAGAUGACCAAAAAUAUAACAGAGAGUAUGAAAAGAGUCAUCAGCAUCACUAUAGCAAAUCUUCUAAUCGAAGCAGGAAAAGUACCCAUAAAAGAAAGCAUAAGAAACAUGACCACAGUUUGAAGAGCCACCGAAGGAAAAGAUCCAGGAGUGUAGAGGAUGAUGAGGAGGGUCACCUGAUCUGUCAAAGUGGAGACGUUCUAAGAGCAAGAUAUGAAAUUAUUGCUACUUUAGGGGAAGGUGCUUUUGGAAAAGUAGUAGAAUGCAUUGACCACCAUAUGAGAGACAUACAUGUAGCUAUUAAAAUAGUUAAAAGUGUUGGUCGAUACAGAGAAGCCGCUCGUUCAGAAAUUCAGGUAUUAGAGCAUUUAAAUACCUUGGAUCCUGGCAGUACCUUCCGUUGCGUACAGAUGUUGGAAUGGUUUGAACAUCAUGGUCAUGUUUGCAUUGUGUUUGAACUACUGGGACUCAGUACCUAUGAUUUUAUUAAAGAAAAUAGUUUUUUGCCUUUUCCUAUUGAGCUCAUUAGGAAGAUGGCUUAUCAGAUUUCUCAGUCCAUAAACUUCUUGCAUCACAAUAAGUUGACUCAUACAGAUCUGAAACCUGAAAAUAUUUUAUUUGUAGAGUCUGAUUAUGUAGUAAAGUACAAUUCUAAAAUGAGGCGGGAUGAACGCACACUAAAAAACACAGAUAUUAAAGUUGUAGAUUUUGGAAGUGCAACGUAUGAUAAUGAGCACCAUAGUACCUUAGUGUCUACAAGGCAUUACAGAGCACCUGAAGUUAUAUUAGCACUUGGGUGGUCCCAGCCUUGUGAUGUCUGGAGCAUAGGAUGCAUUUUGAUAGAAUAUUAUCUUGGCUUUACAGUCUUUCAGACACAUGAUAGUAAGGAACAUCUGGCAAUGAUGGAAAGGAUACUAGGACCUUUACCAGUGCAUAUGAUUAAAAAAUCAAGGAAACGUUAUUUCCACAAAAAUCAACUGGACUGGGAUGAACACAGUUCUGCAGGUCGCUAUGUUAGGAGACGAUGUAAACCAUUAAAGGAAUUUAUGCACUGCCAUGAUAAAGACCAUGAGAAUCUUUUUGACCUUAUUCGUAGGAUGUUGGAGUAUGAUCCAGCCAAGAGAAUUACUCUAGAUGAAGCAUUAAAACAUCCUUUCUUUGAUCCUCUGACAGAAAAAGAACUCAGUUAAUCUUAUCUUCCUUAAAGGAGGUGAUCCAGACUGUGUUGGUUAACGUCUAAGCCUAGAUUCAAGUAACUUUGGGGAUUUUUCUUCCCUUCCCCUCCUGACUGCAGUGUUCAGUACUGUGUUUUUGGAGUGUAUUGGGGGAUACAUUGGGGCUGCAUUGGAGAGGCAUCUCCUGUUCUGCAGAUGGAACAGUUCCCGGAGCGGAUGUCCCAUUGGAUUUAGGUCAUCACAUGAGUUGUAAAUAAUAAAUUAUUUUGUACAGUUAUUUGUGUAAGUACAUCCAUGCAUUUUGUAUUGAUGCUGUGUAUCUUGUUGAACUGUUACGGUCUUGAUCAUGGAUACACUAAAUAUAAACUUUUUUCAUUUUUCACAA
Messenger RNA from Pogona vitticeps (central bearded dragon), 1961 nucleotides. It is a transcript of the gene CLK4, whose product is annotated as CDC like kinase 4. The record is from RefSeq and is a predicted model, not a curated record. Gene Ontology annotation, cellular component: nucleus. Gene Ontology annotation, molecular function: protein serine/threonine kinase activity; ATP binding; protein tyrosine kinase activity. NCBI's taxonomy places the organism in Eukaryota, Metazoa, Chordata, Lepidosauria, Squamata, Agamidae. Gene Ontology annotation, biological process: peptidyl-tyrosine phosphorylation; regulation of RNA splicing.